Messenger RNA from Danio rerio (zebrafish), 1499 nucleotides. Lineage: Eukaryota; Metazoa; Chordata; Actinopteri; Cypriniformes; Danionidae. The record is from RefSeq and is a predicted model, not a curated record.
UUUUAAUUACUGUCUACUACAGCCACAUCAAUCGCAAAGCUAGCCUACUUGUGGCAUAAGUGCCUACCACUUAGUGGUCACCCAGCCAACUUGCAGUGUAAUCUCCUCCACUUGUAGGUCUCUGAGCUGCAGCAACACCUAAAUGCUCUGACACAAAGGCAUAAAAGAAACCAUGGCUUUUAACCUCCUCUUGGAGAGGUGAGAGUCUCCAGCCCUGGAUCGCAGGUCUUCUAUGGAGGGACUGUCGGGAAUCCUGUUAGAGCAUCCCAUCCACACAACCUCUUGCCAUAAAAACAAAGCAGAAUGUGUGGUGAAGGAACUCCGGAAUGACAGAGCCUUGUCCUUACUUCAUGCAAUGGGCUAGCAAGGUGCUAAACAGAGUGCCGGUGGCACAAAGGAUAACGCUUAUGACUACGGAUCUGAAGAUUCUAGGUUACGGAAACCAGGAAGCUGUGUAUGAGAGAGUGCGUAAGUGUAUGAGUGGCACUUGUGCAAGCGGAGCAGGGAAGUGCGAGCGAUCAGAAAGAACUGGAAAGAACUCCGGAAUGACAGAGCCUUGUCCUUACUUCAUGCAAUGGGCUAGCAAGGUGCUGAACAGAGUGCCGGUGGCACAAAGGAUAACGCUUAUGACUACGGAUCUGAAGAUUCUAGGUUACGGAAACCAGGAAGCUGUGUAUGAGAGAGUGCGUAAGUGUAUGAGUGGCACUUGUGCAAGCGGAGCAGGGAAGUGCGAGCGAUCAGAAAGAACUGGAGUGUGGGCCAAGACUGGGCCUCAUGAGUGGCAGUUCCCAUAUGGUCUAGCGGUCAGGAUUCCUGGUUUUCACCCAGGCGGCCUGGGUUCGACUCCCGGUUUGGGAAGGCUUGAGCGCUUUUGCUUCUGUCCUUUUCGGCCAGCAGCCGGACUGCAGCGACCCUAUAGUGUGAGGUUGUGGAACUCCCUCGUCAGCCUUCGAUAGCUCAGUUGGUAGAGCGGAGGACUGUAGGUGGGAUGUUGGCAAUCCUUAGGUCGCUGGUUCGACUCCGGCUCGAAGGACGACUUUUGCGCUCAGAGCCGCUUUCUUCCCUUUGCGAAGACUGCAUGCGCACCAAGACACCUGGUAUGUUUGAAUGUCAAACCUACCCCAAGCUUAAACCCAAUCUCACAGUAACAAACAAGAUGAGUUUUCAUUUAUUUAAUGUCUUUUAUAUGGCACAGAAAACAACCUAAUGUAUUUUAUUAAAAGGCAGCAAUGAUGAAAAUCAUUUUUUGUAAGCUGUUUGGACAGAUCUGUGUGUAUUGUGUGUCAAAAGCGAUAAUGGAGUGAUAUGAAGACAAUAACUCUUAUUUUUAAAUUUCCUGAUGUUUAAACAGGAUCCCAAACCCCUCCCAUUUUGGGGCCUACUGGAAUGUGAUGUAGGUUUGCAGUUUUUCCACACACCAAUUUGAAUGACAACCAUGUAUUAACAUGUCUUCAUAGUAGUGCGUAUAACCAUAUCAACAAGAUGCAAUGUGCACAAAG